UCAUGUGAAAAGCAAGCCGAGAUUGAAGGCUCAGCUGGUUGAGAGAGGUCCUCCAUUUGCAAAGGGACGAGUUCUCACAUCGAGUACAGAGCAGUGAGAAAUGAGGAAGAAAGAAAAGAGGUGCUUGUCCAAUCAGAGAUGCAGAUGGCCACAGAAGACAUGAGUACCAGCCAAUCUGGCACCAGGAUGACUUCCACUUGCCAAUUUAUGCAUAAAAAAUCAAAUGUGACCCCCUAAUUAAACAAUUGAUACAGUUUACCUAGAUACAUACUGCCAAUGAAGUGAUACAUCCCAUCCCUGCACUCAUUUCUACUUGAUAAAUCCCUCAUUCCUAACACAAGUUUAACUCAACUCAGACUUCAAUUUGCUGUACGAUUACAUAGACACUACAGAGAGACAGCAACAUUUUACCAUGCUGUGACCACAACUCAAGCAGAACAGACACAAAUCUCACAAAAAAAAGAGCAGCAAGUCACCAUAUACUGAGAUAUUACUAAACAAACAAGCCGUCGCUCUCUUUCAAAUGGCGCUAGCCUGCAUGAAUAAAUGUUAGAUGGCAAGCAUCUCUGGUCGGCCUUCUCCAAUGGAUAUUGUGAUGACAUCCCAAAUGGCCCAGAAGACGGGACAGGGACGGCAGAGACAUAAUGUGACAGGAGGUUCUUCAUCAUUGGUCCUGUCCACAGCCAGCUCCUUCCUCUGUUGGCUUGCCCUGCUGUCAAUAAUGCGGUUGCCAAUGGUAACAGCUGACUGUUGGCUUAUCGAAGGGGAGAAAGGCUUUGUGUGGCUGGCUAUCUGCAGUAUGAACCAGCCGCCUUAUGAGGCCAUCCCAUCCCAUAUCAACAGCACUAUUGUGGAUCUGAGGCUGAAUGAGAACAAGAUACGAUCGGUCCAUUAUUCUUCACUCAGUCGCUUUGGCAACCUCACCUAUCUGAACCUAACCAAGAAUGAUAUCAGCUAUGUGGAAGAUGGAGCAUUCUCAGCACAAUUCAACCUGCAGGUUCUCCAGAUGGGUUUUAACAAGUUGAGGAACCUGACAGAGGGGAUGCUGCGAGGCCUGGGCAAGCUGCAGUAUCUCUAUCUGCAAGCCAACCUCAUCGAGACUGUUACACCCAACACCUUCUGGGAAUGCCCCAACAUAGAGAAUAUAGACCUCUCCAUGAACAGGAUCCAGGUGUUGGAUGGCAGUUUGUUCUCUGGACUCUCUAAGCUGACCACCUGUGAACUUUACACCAACCCCUUCAACUGCUCUUGUGAGCUGUUGGGUUUCCUGCGCUGGCUCUCAGCCUUCCCCAACAGGACCAGUGAGAGAAUGGUGUGCGACUCCCCUCAAGGAUUCUUCGGCUACAACCUCCUGAGCCAGAACCCCCGCAUGCCUACCCAACGCAACGCUCUGCACGUGCUCAGUCUUGUAUGUACAGACGACGGCAGUAGUGUGACAUCUUUCUAUGUUAUUGGUUCGGCUGAUUCAACCACCCUGCCCCCAGAUUUUGCCUCUCCCUGUGGAUUGGACGAUUGUGCUUCUGGGACCCCUCCUGAUGAGGUAAUCAGCUUAAGCCCCAUUUUCUCUGACGCCAAUCCGAUCAUGACGCUGAAACAGGUGCUACAUUCAAGCGCUGUAAUAACGGUUCAGAUUCCUCAUCCGUACAGGAAAAUGUACAUCCUUGUGCUUUAUAACAACAGCUUCUUCACAGAUAUCCAGAAUCUGAAAAAUCAAAGAGAAGAUAUUGAGCUGAAGAACUUGAAACCUAACACUGACUACACGUACUGUGUGGCUUCUAUACGAAACUCCUUGCGCUUCAACCACACCUGUUUGACCAUAUCCACCGGCCGCCGGGCCGGGCCUGAGACGAUAGCCAAUCAGUCGUCAGCCACCCACUACAUUAUGACUAUUUUGGGCUGUUUGUUUGGCAUGCUACUCUUUCUUGGCCUAAUAGUCCACUGCCUGAGAAAGAAGAGGAUCAUGGAGGAGAAGGAAAGGAAGAUGAGCAGGAUCCAAAGGACUCUGAUAGAGCUCAAGUAUGGUGGAGAAGGGGAUAUAGAGGGCGGGAGUGGAGGAUCUGUUUCCCAGAAGCUUGGCGCUGGUGACAGCCUGUCCAGAAUGCCCUACCUUCCUCAGGGUGGUGAGAUAGAUCCAUACAAGCUGCAGGAGGUUAUAGAAACACCUGCGCACAAGCCUGCUAAACUUAACUACAUGGAGGUGAGAGGAUCUGGCAUUGAAAGGGACAGGGAGAGGGAGAGGGAGAGGGAGAGGGAGAGGGAGCGAGAGCGAGAAAGAGAGAUGUCGCCACAAGCAAAUCCCCAGGGCUCAGUAGCAGAGAUCUCAACCAUUGCUAAAGAAGUUGAUAAAGUUAAUCAGAUCAUCAACAACUGUAUAGAUGCUCUCAAAUCUGAGUCUACUUCCUUUCAACAGGGGAUGAAAUCCCCCUCUUCUGCCGGUGGAGGGGCUGUUUCGACUGCAGAGCCGCAGCUGGUGCUUCUCUCUGAGCAAGGAGAGAGAGGAGAAAGAGGAGGGGAGUUCCUCUCCCCAGUGUAUAAGGGAGGAAGAGGAGGAAGAGAAGAGAGAGGGCGAAGCUAUCAUCAUUCGCUGCAGCGACAUCACAGCAUGGAGGCUCCUCCAACCUCCAAAAGGCCCAGCACCUCCUCUUCUCCUGGCUCUGCCAGGAGCCCACGCUCAUUCCGCUCGGAGGGAGGCUAUCACACAUCAGAGACCCGCUAUAUCGAGAGAACCUCACCAGGAGAGAGAGGAGAAAGGGCAGGCGGAGGAGUAGAGGCCAUCCGUACAGUCACCCCAGCAGCAGCUAUCUUACGAGCUGAAGCCCAGAGAAUCCGUCAGUACAAUGAACACCGCCACUCCUAUCCCGGCUCACAGCAGCACCUCCAGGAGCUGCAGCACCACCCCCAGAUGCUGCAGGAGCUCCACCACCACCCAGGGGGCCGUAAGCCCUCCAUGUUAGACCCCCUCACCCUCAGCAGGCAGGCCAAGCAACGGGAGCUGGCCUACUCCCAGCUAUCGCCACACUAUCCGCUCUCGCCCCAGUACCACAACCUCAGCUACUGCUCCAGCCCAGAUGAAGACGAGGAAGAGGAAGGGCUUCUCUGCACCCCGACCUUGGGGCUGUGGGAGAGGUUCAAACUGCACCGUAAGAGGCACCGGCAGGCGUCCAUGGAGGAUGAAGGAUACGUGGCAGCCGGACAUGCGCUGAGGCGAAAAGUUCAGUUUGCCAAGGAUGAGGAUCUUCAUGACAUACUGGACUACUGGAAGGGUGUGUCCGCUCAGCAGAAGACCUGAUCCCACAUCUGGAGACCCCAAACACUUUGAAGAUGGAAAUUAACAACAUUGCACCCAUAACAUAUUGAUACAGAUACACAGACCGAUACAAAAAUGACCUGUAAAUACACACAAACACACACAACUUACAGGAUCUACAGAAUCAAACUGCACACAUACAUCUAUAUACACAUACAUCUAUAGACACACACGUUGGCUAACACUUAACACAAACCAAGCCUUUGCUUCUGAGAACAUGAAGGAGGACCAAACUAAUAUAUUAUAUUGAACAAAAAUCUUAUAACUUAAAACUUAUAGAGAGACUGAGUUACUUUUUGUAAUGUAAGGAAAAUUAUAGCUCAGACUUAUGUAGCUAUUUGUACUGUUUUGAAUGAAGGGGGAAAAAAUCAAUAUUAAGAACAGAAAACUUAAAUGCUGCCGGGCAACCCAUCCUGAACAGCCUGGCUACGCUUUUGAUCUGCCUUGAGACUGACAUUCAUCAAACCUGACCACAGCAGAUUAACCUCACCAAUUCUCAUUACAAAGGUGAAUUGAUAUAGAGUUUGCUUUGGGGUGGUUGUUUUUGUAUCGCGCCCAGUAAAGAAUUACAUUUUGAAAGAAAGAUUUGCUGUGAUUUGGGACAUUGAAAACAUCAAAAUGACAAAUGGAUGGGUCGCCAGGCAACAGUAAUAUUUAACUGUGCUGAGAAUGAGUAGGUAGCUCUCACCAGAGAGUCAGUAUAAUGUGCCAAAUCAACCAAGGGGAUAGUAGAGCCCUACUGUGUACCAACUUCUCCUUGCCACUGUUUUUAUAUACAGAAUUUAAAAAAACCUAGAAUGAUAUGUUAUUACUAUUAAUUAUUAUUAUUAUUACAUUACUGGUCUUCUUAUUAUUCCUAUGCUCCUCAUCAUUAAUACUCUAUUAUUUGAAUAUGGCAUGGCUCUGUCGUGUGACUGUGUUUUGACUGUUUUGAAACUCUCAGCUGAGAAGUGCACACCAACAGAGACAAACAUGAUGGACGAGACAUUUGAGUUCUUCUUUUCUACUAGGAGGAAUGUGCUCUCUGCGGAGCCAAAAACAAGCCCAUCUUUUCUCUUGGUGAACCCCUGCUACACCUGCUCCUCAUCCUCCUAAAGAGGGAACGCUGUACAGAUGAGAGAGAGAAGUUCUAUAUUUGCAACAGAGGUGACUGUUUUGUUUGUACAACAUGGUUAUGAAAUCUUUCAGACUUUUCAGAAACCACAAUCCCAAGUUAGUUACCUACCUGCUCACUUACAAUGGUACGUUUUUGAUUUUGAAAUGGAACUAAAAAUUCUAAUCUUCAAAUGAAUGUCUUCAAUUCCCACAGGGGAAACAUAUCUGCACUGUUCAAAAUCAAAAAACGACUUUUAGGAAAAGACCUAAAGCUCUCAGCUUCCUUCCCGAUACACUGUAGAUCCACUGUGUUUUAUCAACAAUUGUUUUUCCCCCCACAUCUCCCAGGUUUUUACUUUUUAUGUUUUGGAUUCCUCUGGUUCCACUGUGGUGCCAUUGUGCCAACUUGAUAAAUCACAAAGAAGUGUUUGAAAUGCUUUUAAAUACUACUAUUUACAGACCUCUUCUUCUCCUUCACCUUCUUCAGCAUACACCAGUUUGCCAAACAGAACAUCAAUUUGCACAAAAAGAUCCACCACCAUUGGCUCACUGCUCCCUUUCUAUCCUCCAAUCAUUUCUAAGACCAAAGUACUGUGGUAGUAAAUUGACCUUUAUAGCCCCUUACCCGGCCCCAACUACUUACCCACCAUCACCCUUACGACCAAUUUAUACUUCUGUGUCAAGUCUAUGCCAUAGCCGACGGUGUAGGCAACGUGCCAUCGUGAGCACUAUACAUUUAUACUACGCAUUGGUGUCUGUGUUGCUCUGCACUUACACCGCCAAAACUGAGUGGAUCAUGCUGAUUGAUGUUGAACAGCAGUUACUUCUAGUGGAAUUACAGAAACACAGAAAUGAGAGAAGGCAUCGGUAGAGACGGUAUGUACGACCUUUGAACCAGUUGAGGCAGAAGAGGGACAAGCUAGAAAUGUGUUGGAGGAAAUGCAAUGCUACCAAGCCAACCACUCGCAGUUGUUGAGGUCUGCGUCACUGUGAGGUGUAGUUACAUUUUUGGUAAGUCUACAGCAAGUUUUACAGUGUAGGGUACAUGGCUACGCAUAGGCUACAGCGUAGAUUUGAUGCAGAAGUAUAAAUUGGCUUUUACAGUUACAACUCUAGCACAUGCAAACAUACACAUUCAAGUGUACUCAUGCACACACAACCACAACAACACACAGAUGAAUGUAUUCUUUCAGAAUUUAAUACUGUUGCAGCUGUAUUUUCUGUUUUCUGAUGUACAAGCUGUAUUCGAACAGUGUCCUCAUCUAUCUGAAAAAAAAAUUUGGCUUUCUGAAAAAAAAAAAAAAAAAAAAAUCUGGUAGAUUCUCAUGGACAACUUUCCUCACACCAGUUUGUAUAACCAUUUGAACGAAAUGUUGUCCACCAGAAGCCCAAAAUUACCACUUCAGACGUCCAUUGAAGUACUAGCAAUGGGAUUUUUGCCUUAUCAACGGUUUUUAGCUGAAAAUGUUUGUGAUAUGAGAAGUGUCAUAGUAAAAUGUGAUGGUAUCACUAGCAUGGUGAAAAGAGACUACAUGUUUAUCUGCAAUAUCUGCAGGAUCUAAAUACUAGAGGCUGACUAGAGGAGAAAAUGUGAUGUGAUAACAAAAAUACUGCUGUUUAUUCUAUACAGAACUGUGCUACAACAACUCAUUUAAGAAGACCGUAAACCACGGAUGGAGUCAAGAACAUUUAAAUUCAGUGGAUUUUGAAUUUAACAAGCUUGUAGUAUUUACAGUAUUGACGAGCAAUUUGUAAUUACAAAUGCUUAUACUGAGUGAAUCACACUCACUUGGCUUUCUGAAUUGAAACAGAAUCGACUCCAACCUUGAAACAACACUGAGGACUACACAAUAGAAACAACUGAGCUGGCAAACAAUGAAAAGUUUAUUGAUGAAUGGAAACACUGUAAAAAAUCUUAUUUCUCUGCUAUAAUGAGUUCAGAAUGCUCAAGUCAUUACGCCCAGUUAAAGCCAUAAUCGUGGGUUAGUGAAAUCACCACAGCUGUUUGUAGCACUGCAAAAGCACAUUCAUUUGUGUGGUUAAAAAAAGAAUUUUCUUUUCUCCUCUGGUACUGCAGCAGCUAUAACAUGGUUCCUCUGCUGCUGCAGCAAACAAUCCGACUCUGAUCCAAAAGAAAACUGAUGAGCCGUGGUUGUUUCUGCAUUACACAUCCCAGAUUGUGGCUUUAACUAAACAACAGCCUUAAAAAAAUAGAUUUUCUUUAAUCUUUUUAACUUUAACAUUGCUUUAAAAAUCGAACAAUUUCCUGGAUUCUUAACUUAUACUUUCUUGACUGCAAUUUUAUAAUUGCUUGAUAAGCCUCACUUGAGCAUUCUUUGAGUAACAGUAAUAUCAAUGUAGCGAUGUAUUAAACUACUGUUUUUCUUUCUCCGUUCUGUUUAUGAACAAUAAUGGCCUGAAUUUAUCAUGUGUCAGAGAGUUGCAGAGCUUGUCUAGAAUCAGACAACAAUGAGUUGAUGGUCGAGGCGACCAGUCGACAGUGACCCUAAUCAGCACUGCUAUUCUUUGAACCGUGAUGAAGACAAACUGUGUUUUUGAAACAACAAUGCCUAGAAAGUAGAAAUAAAUAGAGGUCCUACUGACAACAGACAGAAACGAGAAUGGAGCAUGCUGCAAGGAGAUCCUCAGAGGAUGCUUGUGUUGAAUUCUUCUAGUGAAUGACUCAGGAGUGAGAAAGUGAGAGAGAGAACGCUGUGCCAUAGGAUCUCUCAGAGGCUUUCUUUUUUUAUUUUCUUGUCAAAAAAUUAAAAUGAGCACAAUAAAAUAGCCUUUCUUUCACUGUCUCCUUUCCUGGAGAAACCAUACAUAUGCCUGAAGUUUUAAACACACUCAGGACUUUCACAUUUCAACAACAUUUGAUUGCUUGAGUAAAUGCCUAAUAGGUCAAUUUACCCAUAUCACAAUAAAACACAUUUUACUUAAUAUCAGUGGUACCUAGCCAUGAACAAUUUGGGUGUUAUUUGUUAAUCUGUCUUUGAGAUUUCUGCUUCCACCUUAAUACAAUCAAGGGGAACUAAAUUUAUUGGUAGAGCUCAGUGUUGAAAAAUGUAUAUUUAAAACAUUCAACAGAAACAUGUUUCCAUAGCACUGUCCCAGUUUCUUUGGACAAUCCACAGAACAGUGGGUGUGUCUAAUAUUCUAAUAAAUAAAUGAUGUCUCUAUUAAAUCAAGAAUAAUAGAGAUAUCAUUUCUGGAAUGACAAGCUGCCUAACAAUUAGACAAUAAGCCUAAAAAUGCAGGAGCUGUUUCUUUGUCAUUGGCUUAGCUGUGAUUUCAGAUGGGUUUAAAGGUUUAAACCUGUGUCAUCUGGGCUAAAGUCACACGAUCAAUUAAAGGUGCAGUAAGAGAUUCUGGAGUCAAUACCAUGACAAACAUCAUGAUAUAGAGCGAACAACAACACAGCAAGUGUUGUAAAGUUAGCUAGGGUAGCUGGGUUAGCAUACUGUUGUUACAGUUGCUGCUGCAAAGCUAACAGAAGCCCAGACCCAGAGCCAGCACAACAGCACCAAACAGUGAUAUUCACGACUCUCCUGCUACUAUAGCUAACAUUACAACAACAGCAUGUCUUGGCAAACUAGAAAGUAAGCUUAAGCGAAUCCGUGGGCAAGUAAUUUAAUGUUAAACAUACAAAUCACAGCUGGAAUACUGUUGUGAGCUCAGUCCCAGCCACCUUGUUUGUUUCCCAUUUACAGAGCCAAGGCUGUGUACACACAACAGAUUUUUUUUCAGCACACAGGCAGCUAGCAGAUCGAGAUAUUCACAGAAUUUGACACAGAGAUGUAUUUUGUAUUAGAAUCGCUUACUCCACCUUUAAAUCCCAUUGCUGUGUCCUCAGAAGCUGGGUAAACUGCACCUGUGGUUUAGUCUGAUUCUGGUUGCUGUGUCCUGUAGAAAUCAUCUAAACUCCUGAAGAGGUCACUGUAUCUGAGGUUUAACUUAAACUUGCUGCAGACGUGGGUUAACUGAGGUAUAAGGUUAUAAAGUUAAGUAUAAGGACAUAUUUAUACAGCUCACAUUAUUAGUUUCUAAAAUUUCAAACAUUUUACCAUGUAUGUUCUUUUGAAGGCAACACUGUAACCAAGUGCCAAUUGUGUAAUUACAAUUAAAG
Messenger RNA from Micropterus salmoides (largemouth bass), 8531 nucleotides. Its product is annotated as protein ELFN1-like. Bases 554 to 3289 code for a protein of 911 amino acids. The transcript has 5 exons. Gene Ontology annotation, cellular component: plasma membrane. Gene Ontology annotation, molecular function: protein binding. NCBI's taxonomy places the organism in Eukaryota, Metazoa, Chordata, Actinopteri, Centrarchiformes, Centrarchidae. The record is from RefSeq and is a predicted model, not a curated record.